This is a messenger RNA of Didymodactylos carnosus, 843 nucleotides long. The record is from the annotation of a GenBank genome assembly. Lineage: Eukaryota; Metazoa; Rotifera; Eurotatoria; Philodinida; Philodinidae.
AUGACACCCGACAAAGCAGGGGAGGUUGGUCUCUUGAAACGAGAUAAUGUCAAAGUCUCUGGAAGAAGUAGUAGUUUCGUCACGAAUGAGACUAAAGUAUUUAAUCAGACUUUAUGGGAUGUUGAAAUUAGAGCAACGAGAAAUGUUAUAAAAAAGUUAAACAAAAUGGACCCAAAACCAAGAUUUUUUAUUGUAUGUGGUGAUCUAGUCGAUGCUUUCCCACAUGAAGAUCCUUUUCGUUCAAGACAAGAAACUGAUAUCAAGAAAGUGUUCAGUGAAUUAGAUUCAUCUAUACCACUUGUGUGUGUUUGUGGAAAUCAUGAUGUUGGAGAUGAACCGACGCGUGAAUCUAUUCAACGAUAUAUUGAUCAUUUUGGUUCAGAUUAUUUUGAUUUUUGGUGCGGUGGUGUUCAUUGUAUUGUACUAAAUAGUCAAUUUUACGCUCAUUGUGAGAAUGUCAAAGAUUUAAAGGAAGCCCAUGAAAAAUGGCUUGAUACUGUGUUGAAGGAUGAUGCGCAUGUUGCUAAACACACGAUAAUAUUUCAACAUAUUCCGUGGUUUUUAGCUGAUGUUAAUGAGCCAAAAGAAUAUUUUAAUAUUGAGCCACAUAUACGCUUAGAAAUGCUAGAAAAAUUUCACAAUGCUGGAGUGAGAAAAAUCUUUACUGGUCAUUAUCAUCGAAAUUUUUGUGGCUAUUAUAAAUCAAUGGAAGAAGUUGUUACCAGUGCAAUUGGAUUACAAUUAGGAGAAGAUAAACCGGGCAUCCGUCUAGUGCGUGUUACGGAAGAUGAUAUUCAACAUGAAUAUUUUGAAAUUGAUCAGUUACCGACAACAUUCCUAUGA